ACGGCAUCGCGGUCCGAUCCGAGACGGCAGCGGGUGGCACAAGUGCGAGGCGCAAACCUUUUUUUUUUUCCCUCCUCCCGCGGCGUCUCUUUUGGGGGACCGUCUUACGGCAUCAAAAUGUUGAGAGAGUUGGUCAUGGAGCGACUGAUUGCGGCGGCAGACGAAAUCUUCGGACUGUUCGAAAGCACGAUCGCGUCGUACGAGGAGCAACUUUGUCGAGCUCGAGAGGAGAGCGAGCGACAUCGGCGACGACUCGAAGCUGUUCGCGACGCUCAAAUGGGGAGACGCGUCGAAGGUGCCGAGCAGUCCAUCGCUCCUCAGGUUGGAUGUUGCUCUCAGCCGCAGGGGCGGAGCUACAGUUUGGAGCAAGCGCUUCCGCAGCCCCCCCACGCGAAGGAGCGAGAGGAGGAUGCGCAGCCCUCCCACACAAAAGACGCAGAUGCCAAGCAAGCCCACGUGAAGCAGGAAAAAGAGGAGACUGACAUCAGCAAGUUUGCACCCGCCGGUGUCUCGUUGGCGAGGCAAACGUUCAAAGACGAACUGCCCGAGUGCUCGCCGCUUCAACGUGAGGGUCCGAGCGGAGAACACUUUGGAGGACCCCCACCGGACAACCUCUCGGCUCCGCCGUCAGACAGUCCUGACUUGGAAGAACCUCGGAGAAGCGACUCAGACUAUGAAGGUGAUGACAAACGGCGGAAAUGUUCUGAGGCGGACGCGACGCUGAAGAACAAAGCCUCCCCGAAACGGAUGAGAUGUCACACGCGUGAAAAAUGUUUCAGCUGUUCAAUUUGUGGCCAAAGGUUUGCUCAAAAGAGACUUCUGAUCGAGCACGAGAGUACCCACAAGGAAGAAAAACCUUUCCGUUGCUCGUUGUGCGACGACAAAUUCUCCUUUAAGUCGCAUUUGGUCAUACACAUGCGAAAACACACGGGAGAAAAACCCUUUGGUUGCUCUUUCUGCGACAAAAUGUUCUCGCACAAGGCCAAUUUGGUCACGCACAUGCGAAUACACACCGGGGAAAAGCCCUUCGGUUGCGCGGUUUGCGGUGAAAAAUUCAUUCAAAGGUCCCACAUGGUGGCGCACGGGAGAAAACACACGGGAGAAAAGUCCUUCGGUUGCUCGUUUUGCGGCAAGGCCUUCUCGCGCAAGUCGCAAAUGGUGAUCCACGUGCGAAUCCACACUGGAGAAAAACCCUUUGCCUGCUCCUUUUGCGGCAAGGCCUUCUCGCGCAAGUCCCAUUUGGUCCGACACGUGAGAACCCACACCGGAGAAAAGCCCUUCAGCUGCUCCUUCUGCGGCAAAGCCUUCAAACAAAACGCUCAUCUGCUCGCACACGAGCACAUACACAUGAGACCUUUCGUUUGCACGGCGGUCGCCUGCGGCAAAAGAUUCGCAUUGGAGAGCGCUCUGGUCAGACACUUGGCGACGCACAGGUAUUGAAAGCUUUCCCACCUCGUACGUCUGGGCCGCUGCGGCGGCGCAUGACAAACUGGGAAACGGACGACUCGGGUCUUCUUCACUCUGUGACCGAAGCCCGACUCAUCGGCGCACUCGGGACAGACGCGCAAAAGCAGUGAAGGGGGGGUUGAGGGGACACGUUGUUAUUCUUUCUCAAAAUGUUUUGCUUUGUAAAUUGGAAAUAAUGACUCUGUGUUGUGAAUUUUUUUCCUCACGCUAUCAAGUUUUCCCAAAAGUGCAAAGAAAGCUGUCUGAAGAUUUUUUUUUUUGUCAAAGAACUAAGUAAAAAUGCCAUCGUUUGAUUGUACUCUAUGUUCGCCUGUUGUCCCCAAUAAAAGGAGCACCUACGUUGACUGUAACUUGAGUGUCU
Molecule: messenger RNA, 1828 nt
Organism: Hippocampus comes (tiger tail seahorse)
Lineage: Eukaryota; Metazoa; Chordata; Actinopteri; Syngnathiformes; Syngnathidae
Product: zinc finger protein OZF-like
Exons: 2
Coding region: 118-1440 (440 amino acids)
Source: RefSeq, a predicted model, not a curated record